GGACGCGUUCGCUCCCCGCACUUGCAGUUUCCAAAGUUCGCGCCGUCGCCUUUAUUUUGAUAAUAAGCGCGAGUGUAGUAAAGCCAAAUACAAGCGGAUAAACAAAAUUAAUGGCAAUUCGCGUAAUCAGCUUCAAUGCAGGCGUCGCACAAACCAAAACAAAGCGAUACGUAAAAUAUCAUAAAGUUCCGAAAGCCCGAAACCAAAAAAAAAGAAAAGAACGGCAAAAACAAUAACAACCCGAGCAGAGAAACAGAAUAUUAAAUAAAGCAAAAGCAAAAUCAGCAACAAAUCGCAUCUAGGCACAAGCCCCAUUUGGUUGGACGGGUUAAUGAAACAAUCGGAAAACGCGACACGUACCGAGCCAGCCAGCCAGUCAGACAGACAGACAGACAUCGACAAGAACCACACAUAUAUAGUACAUAUCUAUUCUACGCUCCAUUAUAAUAACGAUCCCAAAUCAAUAGCAGUAAAUCGCUCUGGACCUCAAGACAGCCCAAAUUCGAUAUGGAGCAAACGCGCAGCAUGCUGAGCAAACAUUCCAAGGAUGUGGAAUUUCAGGAUGUCUUUUACACUGUCGAUCAGCGCACUAAUUUUUUUCGCGUCAGCGGACAGCGCCAAAUCUUGAAAGGCGUCAGCGGCAGCUUCCGCAAUGGACAACUAUCGGCUAUAAUGGGGCCCUCGGGGGCCGGAAAAAGCAGUUUGCUGAAUGCGAUUUCGGGUUUUAGAAGAACUGGCGUCAAGGGCAGCAUCAAAAUAAAACGCGAUAAUGCCUGCUAUAUAACACAGGACGAUCACCAUCAGACGCUGCUGACGGUCGAGGAGCUAAUGAAUCUGUCGUAUGAUUUGAAAUUGAAGCAGUGCCACAAAAAGGAGGAGAUUCUCACGGAAAUACUCAAGAAUCUGAAUCUGAAUCAUCGACGCAAUGUCACCGCCGAGAAACUGAGCGGCGGCGAGCGUAAGCGUCUCUCCAUUGCCCUCGAGCUUGUGGACAAUCCGAACAUCUUCUUUCUCGACGAGCCCACCAGCGGCCUGGACGAGGUGACAGCGGCCCAGUGUAUACGCCUGCUGAGAGAAAUGGCGCGCGAGGGUCGCACCAUUGUCUGCACCAUACAUCAGCCGUCGGCGACAAUCUACAACUAUUUCGAUAGCAUCUAUGUGCUGGCCAAGGGCCAGUGUGUCUUCCAGGGUAGUCCGCAGGCCACAAUACCCUUUUUGCGUCUGGCGCAAAUCGAUUGCCCGCGCCACUACAGCCCCUCGGAUUACAUUAUUGAGGUAAUUGAUGCCGAGGAGGGACAAUUGGUGCCGCUGCUUAGCGAGCUGACGGACAAUGGCAAGCUCACCUACCGGGCCAAGCAAACGGAUCUGGUUGGAUCUCCACUGGAGCCACAGCAGGCCAUCACGACGCUGUUCGUGGAGCAGCCGAAGCGUCAAUUUCUUCCACCGAUCUUUGCCGGCACCGCUGCAUCCACCGAUGGCACCUUGAUGGGCGCUGCGGGCGCCUUGCUGGAGCAUGUGAAGGUCUACUCGCAGCGCCUGCACAAUGAGCGCGCCCAUGAGAUAUCCGGACUGCAGCAGUUCCUGGUGCUGAUGCGCGUCAUGCUGUUACGCACAAUGCGUGCCCGUCUGGCGCUGGCCAUCCAACUGAUCCAUCAUACGCUUUGCGGCCUGUUCUUUGGCCUGAUAUUCUUCCAGCUUGGCAAUCAGGGUGCACGCAUGUUCGACCAUCUCAAGUUCUGCAUUGGCGCCGUCCUCAUGAUUGUCUACACCCAAGUAAUGGUGCCUAUACUUAGCUAUCCCGCCGACGUCAAGGUGGUCAAAAAGGAGACCUUCAAUCGCUGGUAUACCCUUAUGCCCUACUAUAUGGCGCUCAGCAUAUCGCGUCUGCCGCUGCAGGUGCUCCUCAAUCUCACCUUUAUGGCCAUGACCUACUGGAUGUCCGGGCUGCCGGAGCAGCUCUGGCGCUUUUGCAUUUUUGUUGCCGUCGGACUGAUGAUCUCGCUGGUGGCUGAGGGCAUGGGCCUGGCCAUUGGCGCUACCUUCAGCAUAACAAAUGGCAGCGUGGUGGGUCCUAUGAUUAUAGCACCGCUCAUGGGCCUCGCUAUUUAUGGCUUUGAUUUUGCGUCUCAAAUCCCCGGAGGCAUGAAUCUAUUGAUGAAAUUUAGCUAUGUACGCGUGGGUGUGGUGGCCCUAAUAUUGACCGUGUUCGGAUUUCAGCGGGAGGAGCUGGACUGCGAUGACAUCUACUGCCACUUCAGCGAUCCGCGAGUGCUGCUCAAGUUCUUGGACGUGGACAAGGUAUCGAUACUGCACCAGUUCGGUCUGCUGGCAAUGCUGAUGAUCUUCUUCCGGGUGCUCGUGUACAUCAGUUUGCGCAAGCGCUGUUACACAUGAGCAGCUCGGAUGCAAUGGAAUUUGCUAAACUACAAUAUAUGUAUAGUUAUAGCAAAAGUCUAUGCUGUGAUUUGGAUUUAUACACUCACAAGUAGUGCUGAUGCCUACCUAGUAAUAGAAAUAACUAACAGUUUGUACAUACUCCUAACUGCUAAAUGUAUUAUGUGCACAGUUGAUUGCCCCACGUAAACGAACGCUCAGAUAAGUUGGUGCUUAGAUAGUUUGUAAAUAUCUUGUUAGCAUACCACUCCCAAGUAUAAGCACAUGUUAAUUAAUAGCUGUGCACUUCUUACGUCUAGUUUGUAAGCAUAGUUUCUGUAAGAUUUCUGGUAAUAGUGACAUGUACAUAAGAAAAAUAAUAUUU
Drosophila novamexicana is the source of this 2758-nucleotide messenger RNA. Its product is annotated as ATP-binding cassette sub-family G member 1. Gene Ontology annotation, cellular component: plasma membrane. The transcript has 7 exons. Lineage: Eukaryota; Metazoa; Arthropoda; Insecta; Diptera; Drosophilidae. The coding region runs from base 508 to 2394 and encodes 628 amino acids. Gene Ontology annotation, molecular function: ATP hydrolysis activity; ATP binding; ABC-type transporter activity. The record is from RefSeq and is a predicted model, not a curated record.